AUGUCAGAUGAAUAUGAUGAUGAUGAUGAAAUUUCUAAAAUUAGAGAAGCUAGAAUGAAACAAUUAAGAGAAGAAGCAAAACUAAAACCCCAAUAUUUAAAUGAACAUGGAGAAUAUAAAGAAGUAGAUGAACAAAAUUUCCCACGUUGUAAAAUAUUAGAUAGAAAACUAGAAAUUUUAGCAAAAACUCAUAUGAGUACCAAAUUCUUUAAAAUAAAUGUAGAAAAAGCAGCAUUUUUUGUAGCCAAACUUAGUAUUAGAGUUUUACCGGCCCUAAUAUUCUUCCGUAAUGGUAUUGCAGUUGAUAGAUGCAUUGGUUUCGAUGAAUUUGGAGGUGAUGAUAAUUUUAAAAUUGAACAACUUGCAAUGAGAAUUCAAAAAGCAGGUGUUUUAGAUUUCAAACAUACUAAAGGUUUAACAAUUAUUCAAAAAUCCGAAAAUAAAAAAUAUAAUAAAGAAGAAGAUUAA
Messenger RNA from Dictyostelium purpureum, 468 nucleotides. RefSeq lists its product as uncharacterized. The transcript has 3 exons. NCBI's taxonomy places the organism in Eukaryota, Evosea, Eumycetozoa, Dictyosteliales, Dictyosteliaceae. Bases 1 to 468 code for a protein of 155 amino acids. The record is from RefSeq and is a predicted model, not a curated record. Gene Ontology annotation, cellular component: cytoplasm.